AUGGAAAAUCCCUUUUACGAUCCAUUCUUUGAGAAUUGCUGGUCUCCAUCACCAAGGAGUUACACGAGAGAGGUUCCAGUGGCACCAUCACCACGGAGGUUCACGAGAAAUAGUCCUGUCAAUCAUCAUGACAAUGAGAAUAGAACUACAUCAGCCGCUCCCAAGGUAGUUUCAAUUCCUGUCCAUUUUAUAGGAUUGGAAAAGAAAAGAUUCAAUGCUGCUUUGAAGAUACAGAAGGUAUUUAGAGGAUUUUUGGUCCGGAAGAGUACGAAAAAGAUUCUAGUAAUUAAAAGAGAAGUUGAUGAGAUUCAGAGGAAGUUAUCUGAGAAUGAGAUGAUUGGGUUGAUUUGUAGCAACACCAAGGAAAGGUUAAAGAUGAAUGAGGUGCUGAUGAGGUUGUUGUUGAGGUUGGAUUCUAUUCGCGGUGUUGAUUCUGGUGUUAGAGAUGCUCGAAAAUCAGUUAUCAGGAAAGCGAUUAUGUUGCAGGAUAGGGUUGAUAAGAUCGCUGCUGGAGAGCUAAUGGAUGAUGCUGGAGUCCAUGUUUCGGAAAAUGCAAAAGAAGGUGCAGAAUGCGAAGAUCGUAAUGAUAAUUCUGAGGAUAUGGAAAUUGACAACGCGGUUGAUCAAUGUGUAGAAGAAGUGCGCAAUCCAGUCGAGGCAAGUGAAGGGAAUUCAAUGGCUAAAUCUCCAGAUAAGUCUAACGUGGAUGGUGAAUCUCCAGAUAAGUCUAACGUGGAUGGUGAAUCUCCAGAGAAGUCUAACAUGGAUGGCGUUAAACUAAGCGUGGAGGAAGAGAACUUGGUGGAAUCAAUAGAAGAAGGUUGGGAAGAAAUUCCUGGUAAUGAAGAGAUAAAAGAAACAGUAAUAGAAAUCCAACAGCCAGAGAUGAUUCAGGAACAUCAGAAGAUGGUCAAGGAGGAUGACACUAGAGAUAUGAUGGCAAAGAUGAUAGAAGGAAACCAAAAGCUGACUGAAAUGGUGGCAGAACUCUGCAGAAGCAAUGCAGUGCAGACACAGAUGAUCAAUUCACUGUCACAGAGGGUGGAAAGUCUUGAGAAAGCCUACAAGAAAGAGAAGUUGAGACGUAAAAAGAAGAAGAUGGACAAAGCAACAACCAAUGCUGAAAACUAA
This is a messenger RNA of Papaver somniferum (opium poppy), 1131 nucleotides long. Its product is annotated as BAG family molecular chaperone regulator 6-like. The record is from RefSeq and is a predicted model, not a curated record. Gene Ontology annotation, molecular function: protein-folding chaperone binding. The transcript has a single exon. Bases 1 to 1131 code for a protein of 376 amino acids. Lineage: Eukaryota; Viridiplantae; Streptophyta; Magnoliopsida; Ranunculales; Papaveraceae. Gene Ontology annotation, biological process: protein folding. Gene Ontology annotation, cellular component: plasmodesma.